UGCUUUUCCUGCUGUUUGCGCAUUAAACUGCAACAAAACUUUAGUGCCGUGACUUUGUUACAAUGAAUUUGUCCCAGUCGUUAAUGGAUCCGUUUGGGAGUCUUUUUUAGAUGCGAAGUUCAAACGAGGCGACAGCACAACUUAAGUUAAGUUAGCGGCUACACUUCUGACAUGUAUUUUUAAGGAAGAGUGGAGAAAACGACAUGGCAGACAUAAGGACUUUCAACGUUGUUAUUUUGGGUUUGGGAUUUUUGUUCAUUUUUACCGCCUUCACCACCACAGGGAACAUUGAACAAACUGUGGUGAAAAGCCUAAAAAAUUAUACUUUCAGUGGAAGUGGGUACCACAGUCUUGGGAUCAUCUAUGGGGUCUUCUCUUUCUCCAAUUUACUUGCACCAACAGUUGUUUCUGUAAUUGGACCGAAAAUGACGAUGUUUUUGAGUGGCCUACUUUACAGUGGAUACAUCGCUGUGUUCAUCAUCCCCCUGACAUGGGCCUUUUACUUCACAUCUCUUCUGAUCGGCAUUGGAGCAGCAUUGCUCUGGACGGCUCAAGGACACUUCCUGGUCGAAAACUCCGAGGCAUCCACCAUCAACAGGAACACGGGGAUGUUCUGGGCUCUCUUACAGUGCAGCAUGUUGUUUGGCAAUCUUUACAUUUACUUUGACUGGAAUGGAAGAACAGAGAUACCAGACAGCAGCAGGAAAAACAUUUUCCUGUCCCUGUUGGUCGCCUCCGUACUCGGCACGCUCAGCUUCCUGGUGUUGAGGACGAGUCAUCAUGAAGAAGAGUUGCUCUCUGAAGAGGAAGGGCAGUCGCUGCUCUCAACCCGCAUGAUGUAUAAACAGAGAGCAAACACCGCCAUGCAGGACGCCAAGUCAGAACUGAAAACCAUCGUGCAGCUCCUGAAGGCUAAAACCAUACUGCUCCUGAGCCCCUGCAUGGCGUACAGCGGCCUGGAGCUAUCCUUCUACAGUGGAGUGUAUGGCACGUGCAUCGGAGCGACUGCACACUUUGGAGAAGCAGCUAAAGGCCUGAUCGGGAUCUCUGGGAUCAUGGUGGGGAUCGGAGAAAUUGUGGGGGGAGGCUUGUUUGGACUGGUGUGCAAGAACAAUCGCUUCAGACGGACCUCUGUGGUGUUUCUGGGAAUGGUCGUCCAUUUUGUAGCUUUCUAUUUGAUUUUCCUCAACAUCCCUGGUGAUGCUCCUGUCGUCUUUAAAACCGUCACCCAGAGGAGCUCUUAUCUAACUCCAAGUGUAUCCAUCGCCCUCCUGUGCAGCUUCCUGCUCGGACUCGGCGACAGUUGUUUCAACACGCAGCUGUACAGCAUUUUAGGCUGCGUUUAUGCUGAACACAGCACGCCCGCUUUCGCCAUCUUCAAAUUCAUCCAGUCUGUUUUUGCUGCAGUGGCGUUCUUCUACAGCGGUUACCUCCUGCUCAUGUGGCAGCUCCUCCUGAUGGUCGUCCUGGGCUUCACUGGAACGCUCUGCUUCUUUGUCGUGGAGAGGACACAAAACUUCUCUGCAGACUUACAGGAAGAAUAGGAAGAGCACGUCUCCGUGCCAACGUAGCAUGUUUUUACAGGACAGACACAAGGUGGUAUACACUGAGAAAUAAAAAGAAAUAAAAGAAUCUCUUUCCAGUAUUACACACUGAAGGUCAUAUUCUAGGACUGUCAGCAUUAACUAGUUAAUCACGAUGAAUUCAAGUCUGAGAUGAAUUCGCUUCUGAAGUGUCUCCCUGUAGUCACGGUGAUGAAAGACGAC
This is a messenger RNA of Labrus mixtus (cuckoo wrasse), 1766 nucleotides long. Its product is annotated as UNC93-like protein MFSD11. The transcript has 13 exons. The coding region runs from base 204 to 1544 and encodes 446 amino acids. NCBI's taxonomy places the organism in Eukaryota, Metazoa, Chordata, Actinopteri, Labriformes, Labridae. The record is from RefSeq and is a predicted model, not a curated record.